AAUGAAAAGGGCUUUAGAAGCCUGUAUGCCAACAACAAUUCACCGUUGGUGUAUUUGGCACAUCAUGAAGAAGAUUCCAAGCAAAUUAAACGGGUACAAGGGACAUGCCGAUAUCGAACAAGAAAUGAGCCAAGUUGUUUGGAACUCUCACAGCAAAGACUCAUUCGAUAGGAAUUGGAACGAUUUUCUGCUGAAUUUUGGUCUUGAGGACAACAAGUGGCUUUCAGAUCUGUACGAAGACCGUCACAUAUGGGUUCCUAUCUAUCUGGAUCACCACUUCUGGGCAGGGAUGAGAAGCACACAAAGGAGCGAGAGCAUGCAUUCAUUUUUUAACAAGUAUAUCACCCGGAACAGCUCACUCAUUCAGUUCUCGGAGAACAAGUUUCCAGCUCGUUAUUCAACAAGUUCGUGGUUACUUACGACUCAGUUGCAGCCGAGGUAA
Molecule: messenger RNA, 442 nt
Organism: Arachis duranensis
Lineage: Eukaryota; Viridiplantae; Streptophyta; Magnoliopsida; Fabales; Fabaceae
Product: protein FAR-RED IMPAIRED RESPONSE 1-like
Exons: 3
Coding region: 2-442 (146 amino acids)
Biological process (GO): regulation of DNA-templated transcription
Source: RefSeq, a predicted model, not a curated record